Molecule: messenger RNA, 1294 nt
Organism: Chenopodium quinoa (quinoa)
Lineage: Eukaryota; Viridiplantae; Streptophyta; Magnoliopsida; Caryophyllales; Amaranthaceae
Product: protein CROWDED NUCLEI 1-like
Exons: 4
Coding region: 502-915 (137 amino acids)
Source: RefSeq, a predicted model, not a curated record
GUGAUUCUUAUCCUCAUAAAGUCAUGCAUUAGCUGAGCAGAAGGAUGCACUUAAACGAGAGCAGGCAGCUCAUCUGAUUGCAAUAUCUGAUCUUGAGAAGAGGGAGGAAGAUCUAAAGAAGGCAUUGGGUGUGGAGAAACAGUGUGUUAAAGAUCUGAUUCAAAAUCUUUAGAAGUUGAAGCGAAACUGCGUGCGGCUGACGUUAAGUAUGCAGAGGCAAGCAGAAAGAGCUCUGAAAUAGAGAGAAAAUUACAAGAUUUAGAAAGUCGAGAAAGUGCUCUUCGAAGGGAGCGAUUGUCUUUUAACUCAGAGAAAGACGCGCAUGAUGCUACUUUGUCUAAACAAAGAGAAGACUUGCUGGAAUGGGAGAGGAAGUUACAAGAAGGAGAAGCUCGGAGAAUCCUUAAUCAAAGGGAAGAGAGAGCCAAUGAAAUUGAUAAGGGCUGCAACCAAAAAGAGUUAGAACUGGCUGAGGUACAAAAGAAGAUAGAUAAAGCUAAUAUGGUUUAUGCUGGUUAUAGAGUUGCCACAGGCGCAGCUGUAAAAAUAGCAUCUGAUGCAAGUAAAGGUAAUGGUGAAGAAGAUGGACAAAAGGAGAUUCUAGAUGGAAAUUCAAAACCUGGGCCCUCACAUUCAGCCGGAGUCGCUAGUGAAGAUGGUGCAACGAGUAUAAACUUGAUGGAGGUUCAGGUUGAGGAGACAAACAUAUACACUACUCCUGUACCUAAAAUGAAGGUCAAAAGCAUUGUGCAGAGUGAAGAGGUAAAUGGAACUCCUGAUAGACAUGGUGAGUAUGGUGAUGAAGAUGGUAGUAUUGCGGAGGAAGAGGAUGAUGAUGACGAUGAUGAUGAAGAGGCUGAGCAUCCAGGUGAAGCUUCAAUAGGAAAGAAGCUGUGGAAAUUCUUGACUACAUGAUGGCACAUAUAGAAGCAUCAAUUAUCAGCUGAUUCAGCGUUUGUUCUUCAAUUUCGUCACCAUUGAUUAUUAUCCCCUCAAUUCUUCCAUUCGGGAAUGUCCAUGUACUUGUGUAUUAGCAUAUUGAACCUAGAGUUGUGAGCCACGGAAUCUCUAUACAAAGUUUUAGGAAGAGUUCCGUUUAGUCUGUGUCUUGUGCUUUCUGGUAGGAGUAAUGGGAUGUCUUCUGUCUAUUAUUUACAGAAGCUUAGACGAGUGUAGUCGUGGGCCUGUGCGUUUUUUUUACGCAGGACUUAGCUUACCACAUUUUUUAGUGAAUUUCAAAUUUGUUUGUAUCAUUGGUUUGGAGAUGAUUGAAAUCUUUUGCUCAUUUUGUAUU